This is a messenger RNA of Pseudophryne corroboree (corroboree frog), 4436 nucleotides long. RefSeq names its product fibronectin leucine rich transmembrane protein 3 (gene FLRT3). Gene Ontology annotation, molecular function: protein binding. The transcript has 3 exons. The record is from RefSeq and is a predicted model, not a curated record. NCBI's taxonomy places the organism in Eukaryota, Metazoa, Chordata, Amphibia, Anura, Myobatrachidae. The coding region runs from base 939 to 2894 and encodes 651 amino acids.
UUAACUUCAGACUUUGAGGUGGGCUCUGAGGACCUAAGUGGAAUGUUUCUCUCUCCAGCACUCCUCAGUGCACAGGGAAUGAUGCUGUCUGGUACAAGCUCACACCACUAGCUGCCUGCUUUUUAUACGUGCAUGCUGCAGACAGAGGAGUUUACAUUUUGCAAUACUACACUAAAGACUGGAAUAUACACUACCCUCUCUCUAAUCAUACUGGAUUGUUUUCUCUGCACUGAUCUUCCAGGAAACCUGUAUGAAGGCCAUCUCACAAGGGAUUUUUUUGGGAAAGCGAACUAGCACACUUGGUUUUUUGAAUAGCUGUUCCUGAUCUUUUUCUUCCACUUUUUUUUUUCGCAAUCAAGUCUUCAAGUUUGGCUUGGAAAACUUGAUGUUUUCACAACGGGUGUGAACCUUUCUGGAUGUGACUACUGUACAGAAAGCAUUCAUGGUUGAGUUUGCACAGGAAAUACAAAAAGAAAGCAUGUACCUACACUGAAUGCACUAUUUAUUUAAGCCUUUACAUUAUGAAUAAUGCCCUUGGUGUGGAGUUAUUUUACUGGUGUUGCUGAGGAGCAUUUGUAAAUGGAAAGCCAAAUUCUGGCAUGAAAAUUAAGGCAGCCAAAGGGGAUUAUAAAGAAACCAUUAAUUUGGCAUUAGAGGAAAUAUCACAUGAUCAUAGGAAACUGAAGCCAGUUAAACACACGAUUUGGUGUCGGUAGUAAACGUUUGCUGUGAUGUGGACAAGAGAUAGUGGAAUACAUUGCCUUCUUCAACAAGUUAGGACUGUUUGAAUAAACACUGUGAAAGAGAAACUGCUAAAUGAGAUAACCCAGACCUUGCUAUUCUGUGAACACAAGGCCUUUAAAACACUUGUCCAGUGGGAGAACUCAAGGGAAGAUCGGCUCACACUUCAGACCAUCAGAUUGAAGCCUUCAUCCUUCAUGACCAUGAGUGCUGACACCUGGAAUUUUCUUGUAGCCUGGACUCAAUUGUUGUUGCUCCUCCGAAUGGCGCCACAAAAUGUCAGUGCCAAAUCCUGCCCUUCGCUAUGCCGAUGUGAUGGAGGCUUCAUUUAUUGCAAUGAUAGGGACUUGACGUCUAUUCCUUCGGGGAUACCAGAGGAUGCUACAACUCUUUAUCUUCAAAAUAAUCAGAUCAACAAUGCUGGUAUACCUUCUGAUUUAAAAGGCUUGGAUAAAGUAGAGAGAAUCUAUUUGUAUCGGAACAGUAUAGACGAAUUUCCAAUUAACCUCCCAAAAAAUGUUAAAGAACUGCACUUGCAGGAAAACAAUAUACGGACAAUUACAUAUGAUGCACUUUCACAGAUUCCUUCCAUUGAAGAGCUGCAUCUAGAUGAUAAUUCUGUCUCUGCAGUUAGCAUUGAGGAUGGUGCUUUCCGAGACAACAUCUAUCUCCGUCUUCUCUUCCUUUCACGAAAUCACCUAAGCACAAUACCCUGGGGUUUGCCUAGAACGAUUGAAGAGUUGCGUUUGGAUGAUAAUCGUAUUUCCACUAUUGCAGAGAUCUCUUUGCAGGACCUCACAAAUCUAAAGCGUCUUGUUUUGGAUGGAAAUCUUUUAAACAAUAAUGGCCUUGGGGAGAGAGUCUUUAUGAACUUGAUCAAUCUGACAGAACUCUCAUUAGUUCGAAAUUCACUGACAUCUCCUCCUGCAAACUUGCCAGGCACAAACCUGAGAAAGCUUUACCUACAGGAGAAUCAUAUGAACUAUGUGCCUCCAAAUGCUUUUGCUGACCUAACCCAACUUUAUCGACUUGAUAUGUCAAGUAAUAAUAUAACGUCGUUACCCCAGGGUAUUUUUGAUGACUUGGAUAAUUUGACACAGUUGUUCCUACGAAACAAUCCUUGGUAUUGCGGUUGCAAAAUGAAAUGGGUUCGUGACUGGCUGCAGUCUUUGCCUUCCAAAGUUAAUGUCCGUGGGCUGAUGUGCCAGGCACCGGAGCGUGUAAGGGGAAUGACCAUCAAAGACCUUAACAAAGAAUUGUUUGAUUGUAGAGACAAUAGUAAUACAAAUACAAUUCUUUUUACAACAACAACUAUGUUAAACACUUUACUUCCAGCACAAGGACAGCGGCCAAUGUCUGUGACUAAACAGCCAGAGAUAAAACCACCAGAUCUCAACAAAAUCUACAGAACCACUCCGAUACCAGUGAGGAAAAUUAUCACAAUUAAUGUGAAAUCUGUCACGGUUGAAACCAUACAUAUUUCUUGGAAAAUUGCAUUACCAAUGAAGUCACUGAGACUAAGCUGGCAGUUAGGGCAUAGCCCAGUUUUUGGAUCUAUAACGGAAACUAUUGUGACAGGUGACAGAACGGAAUACUUGCUUACAGCACUAGAGCCAGAGUCCCCAUACCGUAUAUGUAUGGUUCCCAUGGAAACCGGUAACUUCUUCUUAUUUGAUGAAACUCCAGUGUGCAUCGAAACAGAGACUGCUCCACUUAAAAUGUACAACCCGACCACAACACUAAAUCGAGAGCAGGAGAAGGAGCCUUAUAAAAACUCUAGUUUGCCCCUAGCAGCCAUCAUCGGUGGAGCGGUGGCACUGGUGGCAAUCACACUUCUUGCUUUGGUUUGUUGGUAUGUACAUCGGAAUGGAUCCCUCUUUUCCAGGAACUGUGCCUACAGCAAGGGCCGUAGAAGAAAAGAUGACUAUGCAGAGGCGGGGACUAAGAAGGACAACUCCAUUUUAGAAAUCAGGGAGACCUCUUUUCAGAUGAUACCAAUAAACAAUGAGCCAAUGUCCAAGGAGGAGUUUAUAUUACACACAAUAUUUCCAUCCAAUGGAGUGAGCUUGUACAAAACCAGCCAUAGUGAAAGCAGCAGUAACAGAAGUUACAGAGACAGUGGUAUACCAGAUUCUGACCAUUCACAUUCAUGAUGCUUAAGGGCACAAGACUUUUUAUAGGAACUGAAAUAAGUGAAUGGGAUUCACUGUUGUACUGCAAAACACUGGAUUAAUAAAAACAAAGACAAAACAAAAAAAACAUUUGAAGGAGCAAUGUACUGUACAUUUGCCAUAUAAUUUAUAUUUAAGAACUUUUUAUUAAAAGUUUCAAAAUUUCAGGUUGCUGCUACGAUUAAGUGUAGUUUGUCGCCUGACCACAAUUCUCUAUUUUAGUAUUUUUUGUAAUUUGUACUGUAUUUUCCUUGCUAAUAUUGAAAGUUACAGACCAUUUAACUCUUUUUUUCGUGUUCUACUGAGUAAAAUGACUUGUUGACUGUGAAAGUGAAUUUUUUUUGCUGUGUUGAACAAUCAGGAUUUUUUUUCCUAAUUUUUUCCCCAGAUCUUUGUAUUAUAAGCACAGGCCAUUUUUUGCAUUUCAUUUUGAAAUAUGGUAUAAAUAAGAUUUAGCUACAAAAAUAGGAAAUAAUCCAAACAACAGUAUUUUGUUGGGUCUGUAAAACAAAAAGUACUGUACACAAUGAAACUCAAUAAACAAAAACAAACCCCAAUGUGUGUAGUAAUGGGCAUUAUAGGUUGUUUAUAAGAACUACAUAACAAGUUUAUAAAAACAUUGGUUAUGGUUCUAUGGCACAAAUAACUACUCCUUAUUUUUUUUGUUGAUUUACAAGUUCAAGUAAUUAUACUUCCAGUGCAAACUGGUCUUUAAGAGUCAUACAGGUCUCUGAAAUAUUGAAAUUGUUUCUGAAAUAUUCCAAAUAAAAUAUUAACAUCUGUCCAUGGUCCUCGAUAACCUUUUUGCCUCCUAGUACUUAUUUUGUAAGCAUGUAGAAUAACCUGAAGCUAUAAACUAAAACAAACGACAAUAUCGUUUGUAAAGUGCUGCAUAAUAUAUAGGUGCUAAAUAUAAAUAAAGUAAUACAUCAUAAAUAAAUCCAACAGCAUAUGUAUAAGCUAUAUAUUUUUCAUAAAAUACACCUAAAAGUAUGUGAAAUUUAAAUGAAAUUAAAUGAAAUUAAAUGAAAUGAAAUUUAAAGGAGGCUAAAAAUAAUUAAACAAAACAACUUAGAAAUAAAUUAAAUUUACCAAAAUGUUAAUUUGAUCAACAUAGAAAAACUGUCCGUUUAUACGUUUUUAAACUUACAUUUAUUAUAUAAAAAUGUAGGCUAACUACCGCUCCCAAGACAGCAAAUUUUUUUCACGCAAACCUGUCUGUCAUAGUGCCCAUUACUACAUAACUGCAUAUAUUGUGUUAAAAAAAAUGUACCAUGUUAAUUUGACCUUCUGUUAAGUUAAUAUUUAAACAAAAUACACUUUUGUUGCCAUACACCCCCCCCUUCUAUAUAUUUUUUUAUAUAAAUGCCAAAAAGCCCUUUGGCAUUAUUUGUAUGUGCCUUGAUCCAAUGCUACACGUAUUCAGCUUUGUUUUUUGUUUUUCUUUUCGGUGAAAACUUUUUCAUACUUGCGAUAUAAGAGAAACAUUGACCUUAUCGCUGAAUAAAAUGAAGAAAAUCACAA